AUGACUUUGUCAACCUGGGAGAAGAAAAGGAAGUCUGCAAUGUUAGAAUGCCCAGGUUCAAUGGCAAAGAAGAAGAGGAUUCAUAUUCAUGGGGGACAAAUUAGAGAGACAACACAAGCUAACAAAGGAAGUGAGCAUGGAAGAACAAGGCAAUGCAAAAUGGAAGAACCAUUAACAUCAUAUGUUGGGACACAAUCUGAGAAACUAGAUCCAGCAGCUUACCUAUUCCAAUUAGAAGAACCAUUGGUUUCGACUGAGAUUGUGGAGAAGGAAGAUGACAUCAGGAACAACCUGUGGAAAGUUGAUCUAAGUGAAGAGAAAGAUGAUAUAAUUGAGACAGAAGAACAUGAAAGAAAGCACACAAGCAAGAUACUAAUCCAACAUGGUAAUCCCCUGUCUGUAGAAGAAUUAGUCACAACACCAAUAAAAGGAAUGUAA
Messenger RNA from Acaulospora morrowiae, 438 nucleotides. Lineage: Eukaryota; Fungi; Glomeromycota; Glomeromycetes; Diversisporales; Acaulosporaceae. The record is from the annotation of a GenBank genome assembly.